This is a messenger RNA of Leptinotarsa decemlineata (Colorado potato beetle), 1436 nucleotides long. RefSeq lists its product as uncharacterized. NCBI's taxonomy places the organism in Eukaryota, Metazoa, Arthropoda, Insecta, Coleoptera, Chrysomelidae. Gene Ontology annotation, biological process: chitin-based cuticle development. Gene Ontology annotation, molecular function: structural constituent of chitin-based larval cuticle. The record is from RefSeq and is a predicted model, not a curated record. Gene Ontology annotation, cellular component: chitin-based extracellular matrix.
CAUAAGCCUAGAUAACCACAGGAUAUUCUGUGAAGAGUUAAAACAAUCCGGACCAUGAGGAGGUUAUUGUGCAUCUUCAGUUUCAUCCUCGUCGUGUAUGGAGAAGCGCCAGCUGAUUCUGGUUAUUCCUACCCUAUACCACAGAAUUAUGCAUCUUCAGCAGAUGAAUACAGCGGUGGCUACUCGGAAGAAAACUCAGCAGAAGAAAUAAACAAAUUCAUUUAUUUCUUUAAAUCACCAGCAGAUCAGAAAAAACCCGCUCCCCCAAAACCACACGUGAAACCCCCACCACCAAAGAAGAACUACAAAAUCAUCUUCAUCAAAGCGCCAGAAGCUCCAGCGCCCCCAGCACCUCCACAAGUACUACCACCGAGGAACGAUGAGAAAACAAUAGUUUAUGUCCUGUCGAAGAAGCCUGAAGAACAACCCGAAGUUAUUCUACCAACGCCUCCAUCAACAAAACCACCGGCUCCUGAAGUAUACUUCAUCAACUAUGGCAUUAACAAAGAAAAUGGUGCAGUUGAAGCAGGAGGGUAUAAUUACUCUUCACAGAGUGAAACUGCUGAAGCGCCUGCUAGCAAGCCGUUGAUUAUUCCCAGUGAAUAUCUGCCGCCACAAGGUUCCUCACCGGAAAACAAACCACAAGCUCCAGUAAUUGAAUCACACGAAGCAAAGCCCAAACCUCCUUCUCCAGUUGAACGGUAUGAAUCUCCAUCGACUGCUUACAGUUCUUUCGAAGGAUCGACAGAAACAUCAUCAAAUGAGGCGUCAGUCGACUCUUCUGGUCAAGUCGGACCAACAAGGUACGUUAUUCCAUUAGAAAAACAAAACGAAGACAAGCCUCCAGUCCCAAAGCUCCAACCAAGCUUUGCCUCGGAGAUAGCAAGCCAAUACGGUCCACCCACGAGCAACAUCUCACCCCCUCGUGCAGAACAAGUUUAUCUGCCACCGAAAUCAAAUUAUGGAGUUCCAGACAGAGCUAUCAGUCUAAUUUCUAAGGAGUCAUCGAGUGCUUCUUUUGAAAGUUCUAGUCGGUAUCUACCCCCAAAAACUUCUUAUGGAGUACCAAUUCCGAAUGGUCGUCAGUCGCGAGCUAGCAGAUAUUCACCCACAAGAAGAACAAGGAGGGUAUAUCACGAAUAUAGUCCAUCUCUGGAUAUUGUCAAGGGUAUUUACGAGUACUAUGGACCUUAGGUUGGAAAUCUCUUCAGCAAACACUCGCAUCAGCGUACUUUAUUUCCACAAUAAUGAAAAUGUUGAGUUGUUUUGGUGACCCAUUAUUAGUAUAUUGAAGAGGUGGAGAGUAGGUCAAAAAUAAAUUAGUUUUGAUUCGACCGAACAUUUCGGUUUAUUGUUUUGCCUCUUUUGGGAAAGAAAGUUUUUGGCUUUCUACUACUCCAUCUGGAUACAAAAAAAAAGAUGACGGAAUCUUCCAA